GGGAGAUGGAGAUAAAUUCAUGGGAGUGGAGGCGUUUCUGCGUGAACGCCACACCUCCCAUGAUGCACUGCGGCAGAGGCAAGCGGAGACUUUCAAAUUUAGCAAACAUUGGAGCUGCUUAAUAUCAGCGCCUGUCGUUGAUCCAGGUUCAGAAUGGUGAAGAAGCGCCUGUCGUUUUCUUCGGAAAACGCCAAAAACGCACCGAAGGAGGGAAAGGCGACUUGUAAGGGCGAUAUGUUAGAAAUGUGCCUCGAUGAUUCCAGCUUAUGCAUAGCGGAAGUGGAUGGACCAACAACACCAUCUCGUGUCGACACCAAAGAUUUGGAACCAGACUUCCAUGAAAAACAACCGACAGGAGAUCAGAGUUGUGUGAACAAAAAUGAGGAAAAAGAGCACACGAAACCCUCAGAAGACCUCCGGACUGAGAGCUGUUCAUGUGAUCAUGAUUUGGCCACCAGUGAGCAGCACAACACAAUGAGCAGCGACGUUGAUGUGGCGAGGAGAGCUCAGGAAGAAGGCCUUGUGAAAGUUGUCUUUCCUGGUCAAGUUACCGCGGAAGGCUCAUGCCGCUUUGUGACGGACCUCAUCAAGCUCAUCCUGUAUCACAGACAGCAGCUUCCCAUGACUUAUGAGCAGCUGAUGCAUGAUCAGAAGAAAAGUCAAGAGGGCAUUCAGGAUAAGGACAGGGUCGGCAACAAGUCGGUGAAGCCUGCAGACAUUGACAGACGGAGGCAGCAGAAAGUGCUUCAGGACCUUGAGGAAUUGAUGCAGCAGUUGGAGGUGCUGUUUUCACUCAGCAGGGUUCCUCGCGUGCUCCUGCUGCUGGGCGGAUCCGUCGUCUUGCCCACAGAAAUGUAUGAGAUCAACAUGGAGGGGCUCUCACUGGCCUCUGGAGAUCACUGCCUCCGCGUGUCGGCAUGUUUGAGGAAGCUUUUCCGUACCAUCUUCGUAGCAGACUUUCUUUUGGAUGCCAAGCCGGUGAGACUGAUGUCAACCACCGUCUUGGUGCUGGCCCACAGGGACUGUGGGGUGGAAUGGUUUCGCCCCAAACUACAAUUCAAAGUUCCAACUCGAGUCAAGAACAAAGUCAUUGCUCUGUCUACGAAUGACGGCAGUGAAGAUCAGGAGUGGGACGAUUAUGUGUGGUUCCAGGUUCCGGUACCUAUCAAGGGCAUCGGCCACUAGAUUUAACAGCGAAAGAGAAUCUUGUCUGUAGCAUCAACUCUGGGUUUUUUUAACUACUUCAAAUGUGUAAUAUUUUAUCAAUAAUUAUUGUUUUAUAAACCUAAAUGACCUUUUGGGUCCAGUGUGACCGAGAAUGUUUACUUUCAUUAAAACUUGAAACAAAUGCAUCAAUGUUUUUA
Molecule: messenger RNA, 1364 nt
Organism: Synchiropus splendidus (mandarinfish)
Lineage: Eukaryota; Metazoa; Chordata; Actinopteri; Syngnathiformes; Callionymidae
Product: MAD2L1-binding protein-like
Exons: 4
Coding region: 154-1185 (343 amino acids)
Biological process (GO): regulation of exit from mitosis
Cellular component (GO): nucleus
Source: RefSeq, a predicted model, not a curated record